CUACACUGUCGCGUUUGACGCCACACAACACCAAAAAAUAUUGGAGCAUGAGUAAAUUUCCCCCUUCGUUUACAAAAGUUGAGAAUUUGCUUGAUCUUAGACUGGCGAUGUGAACUACUUAGGCAAAAAACUACACGAAAGCAGAUAUCUGUACAUAUCGAGUUGUUAUGUUCGAGUGGCCAGCUUCCAGUAAAUAAAGGAAGCACGACCAGCUUCAUUCUCAUUCUUCUUCCCCGGCUAAGUGGGAGGCCACAACCAGCCCAACCCAGCAUCGAAUAUGAAUUCCGACGACGAGGUGAAGGAUAUGCGGCGGCCGUACGGGCCGCUAAUUUACCGUUCCUGGGGCGACAAGAGCCGCGUGUACAAUACGCACGGAUGGCGGGUGUUUUGCGAUUCCAAGGACAAAGAAAACGAGCGCCAGCGCAAGGCCAGGCUGUCGUACGAAACCAAAAUCGCACUGGGGGACGAUACUCAGUCGGAGGGCAUGGUAACGGUGAAGUGCAUACCGAAGUAAAAAAUCCACCAUCCGCCUCGUCCUCCUCCCUGAAACUUUUGUUGCUGGAUUUUUUGUGCACACAAAUCAGUUGUGCAGUUGUGAAUGAUUGGAGGUAGUAGAUGGCAAGCCUACGUAAGGAGGGUGUUUUGGUGUAGGUGCUUAGAGCAUGGCAGAGGUCCGCGUCGUAGGCGCAGCCACUGCCACAGCUUUACAAAUCGCCUACAUAAAAAUGCGGCGGACUUUCUGGCCUUACCUUCUUGCAAGACAGACACACCGCCAAUCAGCAUCACAAAAGUGCAGCAGCGUUCAUAGACGGUAGAUUAUACUCAUUGAGUACGUGUACGGUUAUGGGGUCGAGGGGGGACUUUUCCUCGCGAUAGUGCUUCGACGAGAGCGACGAGGGGUCGGAUGCCGGUCUGGAGUAUCUAUGCAUUGCAAAUACCUUUGGGGCUUGGUCAGAUACUAGGAAGAAGAUUGUAUUGCAGGUUUGUGAAUAAUUAAUGCAGGUUGCUCUGUACUGCUAAUGCACAGCUAAGCAUGACAAAUAUUUCUGCGUCCGUAGCUGCUUGCGGCGACGGUGCAAAGGUUUUUGAUGUGGUGCAGUCGGGUAUGCAUGGAAAAUAUUUCUGCGCGGCUACCAGGUUGCGUACAUCAGAAUAAACUGCGUUUUUGCGUGACAAGCGAAGAAGUCUGGGCACGCAUCACAAACUCUACAGCAAUAUCAGACACGCAUGGGAAGGAUGCAUGAAAAAUCUUGCAAUCUCCCACAGGACCCAGACAUGUUUGCAUUUGAUAGUAUCUGGACCGCGACGACAACGAUCUCAGCGAGCUCGAGAGUAACCGGCCUGGUCGUCCUGGUGCAACAUCUUCUACUGCGGGGAGGUUCAUCGACGGUAAAAAUGAUACAGGAGAAGGAGAAAAAGAUGAUCAAUCUGCAUCCGGAUUGAGUGAGGAGGAGGACAACAGGAGCGUUUUAUUGACGAGCGAUUCGGAAGUGGAUGCGUUUCACGCAAAGAACAGUAGCAAAAACUCUGCUGACCCACAACCAACCACACAUGCGGCGACUGCUGCUCCGUCGCAGGCGAACAAUGAUAGAGGAGAGGAAAAGCAACCGGCGGCUAAGAAGCAGCGUAAAGAUCAAAGUAAAGGAGUAGAUGUUGAUGCUGCCGGGUCUAAAAAUGCUCCUGGUGAGAAAAAAACAACGCAAUCUGCCGGCGCCGCGGCUAAGGUGGACAGAAAGGAAGGUAAGGCGGCGGCUGGUUCUCAGGCGAAGGCGAAAGCUAAGGCAAAAUCGAAGGUGCCAGCUUUAAAGAGGCCGAAGGGUAUGGACAAAAAACGGUUUGCCGCCUUUGGCAGACUUAUCAUUCAGACAAGGGCUAGCAUAUAUAUUUGUCUUGUAGUGUCCAGUUCCGCAUGAAAGCAGAACUAGACACACAAGACGAAACGAAGAGCAGCCACAGGCUUUUUUUUGACACACUCGAGAGAACUCUGUGCAUUAGACAUAGCCUCAGUUGUAGUGCAGAGAGGAAAAAGAAGAAGCACCACUUUAUACACCAUUUUAUGAUUUUUUUUCUGGUGUCUCACAUGCAUUUACACAGCGUCAGUGCCGGCCUGCCCUUCCGAUUUCCAUUUCGUAUGCUCGCUUGUUUCUGUGUGAUAAAAGUGCACGCGGAACUCAGCAAUGCGGUCGGGUACAGUGGCGACUUCGAUUUGUUGAGUCCCCCUGCAGCACCGCCACAGCAGCUCCCUGCGGAAGGAGAGAAGAAGCACAGCAAACACACUCAAAAUGCUAUUUUUAAGCAGGAUACUGGAACCAGCAGAACAUCCACAGCAAACAAUGACCGUGGCCGACGGGGAGCUGGGCCAGAAACAAAAAAUCCUGGCAGCAGCUCCACCCGGCCAGGCUUCGGCGCGCGUGCCGUAGUCACUCCAGGAGCGAAGGCGAAGGCAGCUCAACCGGUCCCCGAGACUCCCCGAUCGCUUCUGUUUUCCUCUUCCCUCGAGAACGACGACGACGACGGCCCUGGGAGCUUCCGUGGGUCGGCCGGAAAGCAGACCGAGAACUCGUUUUCCCGAAAAUUUGCAGAGUCACGUCCUCAGACGGAAUCUGCUUACGCACCCUUGUUUUCGCCUGCGAACAGAACUACGAAGGUUCACGUUCAUGACAAGAAAGCGGGAGCGGCACCGUCGUCAUCUUCUUCCGCAUCAUCGUUCCCGACCAAGCAGCCGCUCCCCACAGGCCCGGGAGUAUCGUUGUCGGGUCACCGGUCAACGCAAAACCAGCCGGGUGUUGAGGCCGCGCGGAGUUCGUCCCGCACUUUCGUGGAGGGCGGGGGCACGAAAGCGUCGAAGAUGACGGAGCAAAAAUCUACAGGCGCUGCGGGUUCCGGCAAGCCUACGACCGCAGCAGCCUCGUCCCGCACGACAACUCAUAGUACCACGACCGCGUCUACUCUCGGCUCUGGUGGUCGCGACGCCAGUGCUGGAGAAAGCAAGAAGACGUAUUAUCCGAAGGCGACCACCGGGCACCAGCAACCGCAGGCGAAGCUGAGCAAUAUCGGGCGACAACGUGCGGAAAUGGAGAAAAGGAUGGCGAUGGCGGUAGUGUAUGACGAGACCAACAUUUCGUCGCUCGACGGGCACAGGCGCGACGAGGCGUUCUUGGACGUCCUGGAAGUGGUGCGGACUGCCUUCGUGCGGGGAAACGCCUCGCCGGGUCAGCUGCAGCAGAUAGACUUGGCGUACAACGAUGUGUACGCGCACUUGAAGGUCCAGAACAAAAAGCUGGUCAACCUGGGCGCCCUCGAGAAGUUGGAGCACGUUACCCCCGCUGUGAUGCGCCUCGUAAUUCAGCACGGCGGCUACGUGCCGCACGCGCGAGACCAAACGAACAAGAACCUGCCAGCCGCGGGAAACCGGCCUGGAGAGGUGGGCGGACCACGCGGGGGCGUGGGCGGGGCGGCGGAGAAGCAGGGAAUUUCAAGUAAUGCUGCCGUCAGCGGUAGUACCAAAAGCGGAUCCGCGACAUCAAGUCAGCGACGUGAGCCCACUGCAGCUGCUCCACCCAUGACAUCCUCAUCUACAAAGUCCAACAGGAACUACACAACCACAAUGACUGGCACACCACUUCUUCAAUCAUCGAACAACAACACUGGAAAAGCUGGGCCGCCCCCUCGUAGCGGCGGUGUCUCGCCAAAGCUGCGACCCGGAAGUAGUCGUCAGAACACGCCGUUGCUUGCACCUGCAGCUUCUUCGUUCCGCGGCCGGGGGCCGGUGCACAACGUAGCGGAUGUCCUUGCCGGCAUCGACGUCCAAAAAAAUAGACAAGCCGCGGCUGCUGCAACAACGAGUACAACUACGGGAGUGAGAAGUAAAAGUGGAACGGUAUGCAGAUGAAAAUUGCUAGUGCCAUCAACAUUUUGCGACAGAACAAUCAUGAACGCCGAGCGAUCCACAAAUCCGCGACGAGACGACAUUAUUGACAACAUCUGAUAUGCUUUCUGUGAGGUACAACUUGCAGCUACUACUUCGCCUAUUUUAAACAUGCGUACCGGUUUCAACAUGAAUACAAAUUGACGAGGACGGCAAUUUUUUUCGACUGUAAAAACACCACUUCUGCGCACAAAUGUCUUAGACCAGCAGGAAGACAAUGAGCGCGCGACUAUGAACAAACAAGGAACAAACUACAAUCCGUCCGGCGGUGCGUCUCCGUCAGCCGUCCCAGGUGGUGCAGUGGAGAGACCAACCGGAGCAGAGAUGAACUGCGUAAAGAAACCGGAUCCGUUCCUUCGAGUGAACGCUUCCUCUGAAGAACAAGCGUCGAGUUCUUGGGGGAUAAAUAACCGGAAAAUCGGCGCUGAAAUGAGAUCAGGUUCUAGUACUUUGUUCACUACGAUGUCUUCUGUGCGCAAAGCUCCCGUCCAAGGCCCUUUGCAACGCGUCGAAGUGGUGGAGUUAUCCUCCUCGUCAGACGAGGACAAGCGGACGAUGAAGACAAAACGGGCAACUACAGGCGGUACAACCGGCAGAUCUAGUACCAGUUCUUAUUCUGGACGACCAGCACCAGGUUCAUCCUCGCGCCACCCCACGCGUGCCGUUGCAGUGCGGACCGCUGCAGACGAUACGUCUGGCAAUAAGAACCGGAGUUGUAUUAGAGAGAGCAGUGGCAGCGCAAAUGAGAACAAAACGACGCGUACGUGGUGUUACCUGGAUGACAAGGGGAAUUUAGUAUCUAAGCGGUCCGACGCGUCGAGGUCGGAGAGCAACGGUGUGGUGCAGUACAAGGUAGUAAUUUUCCAACGGCGUCCUCCAGAACAACAACAAAGUCCUAGCGACGAGAACAACUACCCGGGUAGUAGUAUUGUAUCACGAGAGCGACUUUUUGCGUACAUUCCUUCCACCAAACACCCUCCAUGGAAAAAGGCUGUGCCUGAGGAACUUCGUCGUCUUGGCUCUUUGAAUAUCGCUGGAAAGCAGCUGUAGCUGUGAGUGCGCAAUUUUUAAACCUCCAAGGGUGCGAAGUACAAGUACUUGCGAGAAGAAGCAGAAUAAGAAAAUUGAUGAUGGAGUUGUUGUAAAUGGCCCAAGAAGUCCGAACCCGAAGACGAGGGAGCGGAGCUGCUUGGGAGCAGUACAAAUUUCUUAAAUUUUGCCUAACAGAUUGAUAUAGAAUACAGUCGAUGUUGUGCAAACCCAAGUUUUUUGAAAACGCCAUUUUUCUUGAAGAUUUUGCCAAUAGGCUGCUGUAUUUUGGCUCUGCGAAAC
Molecule: messenger RNA, 5260 nt
Organism: Amoebophrya sp. A120
Lineage: Eukaryota; Dinophyceae; Syndiniales; Amoebophryaceae
Source: the annotation of a GenBank genome assembly